Molecule: messenger RNA, 1897 nt
Organism: Symbiodinium necroappetens
Lineage: Eukaryota; Dinophyceae; Suessiales; Symbiodiniaceae
Source: the annotation of a GenBank genome assembly
AUGGCGGUGUUCGACGUCGGCGGCGAGAGCUUCGAGCUGACGGUGCACGACACCACGGGCCGGCCCCAGGGCGCCGAGCAGGCCAUGCAGGCGGCGCUCGACCAGGGCGCCGACCUGGUGCUCGGGCCGCUGUUCUCCGCCUCGGUGGCGGCCGGCGCGCCGCGCGCGCGCAGCCGGCAGGUGCCGGUGAUCGCCUUUUCCAACGACCGCAGCGUGGGCGGUCGCGGGGUCUGGGUGAUCGGCCUCGACCCGGCCGCGCAGGUCGACCGCGUGGUCGACUACGCCACCCGCCAGGGGCUGACGCGCUUCGCCGCCCUGGCGCCGCGCAACCCCUACGGCGACACGGUGCUGCAGGCGCUGCAGCAGGCGGCGGCGCGCUACGGCGGCUACGUCGCCCAGGUGGCGACCUACGACCCGCGGGCGGUCAACGAGGCCGGGCCGGUGGUGCGCCAGCUCGCUGCCGCGCGCGGCAGCUACGACGCACUGCUGAUCCCGGCCGGCGGCAACGAGCUGCUCGGCCUGGCGCCGCUGCUGCCCUACUACGACAUCGACCCCGCCGAGACCCAGUACCUCGGCACCCAGCUCUGGGAGGACCCCGGCCUGGGCCGGGAGAACGCCCUGGUCGGCGGCUGGUUCGGCGCGCCGGAGCGCGAAGGCUGGACCCAGUGGGCGGCGCGCUACCGCGAGCUCUACGGCGAGACGCCGCCGCGCCUGGCCUCGCUGGCCUACGACGCCACGGCCCUCGCCGCGGUGCUGGCGCGCGAGGCCGGCCAGGCCGGCCAGGCACCGGACUACGCCACCGCCGAGCUGACCGAUCCCAACGGCUUCGCCGGGGUCGACGGCAUCUUCCGGCUGAGCGGCGACGGCACCGCCGAGCGCGGGCUGGCGGUGCUGGAGCUGCAGCGCGACGCCAUCGAGCUGCGCGAGGCCGCACCGCCCAUGAUCGCCGUGAUCUUCGAGCUCACCCCCAAGCCGGGCCGGCGCGACGACUACCUGGCGAUGGCCGCCGAGCUGCGCCCGCUGCUCGAGCAGGCCGACGGCUUCAUCUCGAUCGAGCGGUUCGAGAGCCUGUCGCAGCCGGGCAAGCUGCUCUCCCUGUCGAUCUGGCGCGACGAGGCGGCGGUGCGCGCCUGGCGCUGCACCGGCCAGCACCGCGCGGCGCAGGCCUGCGGCCGGGCCGAGCUCUUCAGCGACUACCGCCUGCGCGUGGCCGGGAUCAUCCGCGACUAUGGCCUGGCCGAGCGCGACCAGGCGCCGGCGGAUUCCCGCGCGCUGCACGACGCGGCCAGCGAGCGCCGUGAGAAAGCGGGGACGCCGGGGACAGCGGCUUUGACGGGGGCCGCGGGCGCUGAUACUUCAAACCCCAUGCAGCAGCCCGUCCGCAUCGCCCCCUCGAUCCUCUCCGCCGAUUUCGCCCGCCUGGGCGAGGAAGUGCGCGCGCUCGACGCCGCCGGCGCCGACUACAUCCACGUCGACGUGAUGGACGGCCACUUCGUGCCGAACAUCACCCUCGGCCCGCAGGUGGUCGCCGCGCUGCGGCCCCAUUCGGCCAAGCCCUUCGACGUGCACCUGAUGAUCGCGCCGGCCGACCCCUACAUCGAGGCCUUCGCCGAGGCCGGGGCCGACAUCCUGACGGUGCACCCGGAGGCCGGGGCCCACCUGCACCGCACGCUGCAGCUCAUCAAGGCCUGCGGCAAGAAGGCCGGCGUCUCGCUCAACCCCGCCACGCCGGUCUCGGUGGUCGAGCCGGUGCUGGACCUGCUCGACCUGAUCCUGGUGAUGAGCGUCAAUCCGGGCUUCGGCGGCCAGAAGUUCAUCCCCCAGGCCCUGGACAAGCUCAGCGCCCUGCGCCGCCUGAUCGACGAGAGCGGCCGCGCCAUCGACCUGGAGGUCGACG